Messenger RNA from Tauraco erythrolophus (red-crested turaco), 2925 nucleotides. Lineage: Eukaryota; Metazoa; Chordata; Aves; Musophagiformes; Musophagidae. The record is from RefSeq and is a predicted model, not a curated record.
AUGAAACACUUCACUUAUUCUACAGUCUUAGUUUUCCUCUCUUUCGUUCAUACUGCUUUUCAGACACUCGACAAUGACAUAUUUUUAAUAUACAAUGAGGAUACUAAGCUCUGUUUAAUUGCUCAGAGUUCUCAUGCAGUCACAACAGUUGCUUGUAAGAAAAACACCGAGUUACAGAAAUUCAGGUGGGUGUCUGAUCACCAGGUGAUGAGCGUGGCAUUUGCUCAGUGUUUGGGAGUGCCCUACAAGCAAAACCAGGCUAAAAUUUCUUUGUACCCCUGCAACAAGAAAAGUGAAUUCCAGAAAUGGGAGUGCAGAAAUGCGACCUUGGCAAUCCAAGGGGAAGAUUUAUUUCUCAGUGCUGGCAAAAAAAAAGAAGACAAUAUUGUGCUGAACACAGGAUCAGUGACAAUGAACAAAUGGAAGAUCUACGGAACCAUGGAUGAUUUGUGUUCUCAAGGCCAUAAAGAUCUGUUUACUCUACUAGGAAAUGCCAACGGAGCUCCGUGUGCCUUCCCCUUCCAGCUGAGCAGUAGAUGGUACGGCGGGUGCACGGCUGCCGGCAGGUCAGACGGUCUGCUCUGGUGUGCAACAACUCACGACUUCGACGCAGACCAUUUGUAUGGGUUCUGUCCAACCAACAACAAUGACAGAUUUUGGAGUACAGAUCCUUUGACAGGAACCUACUACCAAAUAAACUACCAGUCAGCUCUCACGUGGCAUCAAGCAAGGAAGAGCUGCCAGCAGCAGAACGCCCAAUUAUUAAGUGUCACAGAGAUACAUGAACAAAUGUAUAUAAGAGAUUUGAUUGACAGCAAGAGAUCCCCUCUCUGGAUUGGGCUUAACAGUCUGAAUCUCAACAGCGGCUGGCAGUGGAGCAGUGGCAGUCCCUUCAGAUACUUUAACUGGGUCCCAGGAAGCCCUGAGCCUGAGCCUGAGAAACUCUGUGCAGUACUAAAUCCCAGAAGAGAUGCUAAAUGGGAAAACCAACCAUGUGAGCUGAAAGUUGGCUAUAUCUGUAAAAAGGAAAACUCCACAUUGGAUCCUGUCAUUAUUCCAUCAGGGGAUGCAGAGCCUGUUAAAUGCCCAGAAGGAUGGUUGCCCUAUGGAGAUAACUGUUUUGUGGUUCAUCGAGACCCCAAAGUAUGGAGAGAAGCCCUAAUUUCCUGCAAUGAGAGCAAUGGCAAUCUGGCCAGUAUCCACAACCCCGAGGAGCAUGGCUUCAUACUUUCUCAGCUUGGAUACAAACCCAUGGAUGAGCUGUGGAUUGGUUUGAAUGACCUCAACACUCAAAUGUACUUUGAGUGGAGUGAUGGGACUCUUGUGACAUAUACCAAAUGGUUGCCUGGAGAACCAACCCAUGCAAUUAAUGGGCAAGAAGAUUGCAUCAUUAUGGCAGGAGAGGAUGGAUACUGGGCAGACAGCGCCUGUGAUAGAAAAUUAGGUUACAUCUGCAGAAGAGACCCACUACAAGGAGUUUCUGGGACAGUAAGGACUGAUCCUACAUGCCUGAAGGGCUGGGAAAGACAUGGUUUUUACUGCUACCUGGUUGGACAUACCUCUGUAACGUUUUCAGAAGCAAAGAAAACCUGUGAAAGGAGCAGUGGUUAUCUAACAAGUAUAGGAGACAGAUAUGAGCAAGCCUACCUGACCAGCCUCAUUGGUCUGAGAUCUGAGAAGUAUUUUUGGAUUGGUCUCUCAGACAUGGAAGAGCAAGGGAUGUUCAAGUGGGUGACUGGUGAAGGUGUUCUGUACACAAACUGGAACACAGCAAUGCCUGGGAAUGAAGCUGGUUGUGUUGCCCUGAGGACUGGAAACGCAGCUGGACUAUGGGAUGUUCAGAACUGUGAAGUAAAGGCAAAAUUUCUCUGCAAAAAACUAGCUGAAAAAAUCACUCUUCCUCUUGCUCCUGAAACCAUGUCUGAUUCCAAAUGUCCCUUGGGUUGGGGUACAAGCAAUAGUACUAAUUCAUGCUUCAGAGUCUUUGUGAGAGAAGAAAACCAAAAGAAAACAUGGUUUGAAGCCCGAGAUUUCUGCAGAGAAAUAGGAGGAGAUCUGGCUGCCAUUAGAAGUGAAGAAGAGCAAACAAAGAUAGAAAAUUUAAUAAUAAAAAAAUCCACAUCACCUCAAACUUUCUGGAUAGGUUUUCAGUGUUUGGAUCCUGAUGGUGGGCUUUCCUGGAGUGAUGGAUCGCCGGUGAAUUAUAAGAAAAAUCUUUAUUUUUACAAUGCUGCAUUUGAAUAUUGUGGAGCAAUCGAUGAAGAGCCUUCCAUGUCAUGGGUUAUGGAGCACUGUGAAUACAGUCACAACUGGAUUUGUGAAAUAAAGAAAGGGACACCCUUGAAACCAGAACCACUUGGCCCUUCCACUGCAUAUGAAGUCACAGAAGAUGGAUGGAUUAUAAAAGGAGACAAACAUUAUUUUUUCAGCACAGAACAGACCUCUAUGGAGAAAGCCAGAACAUUCUGCCAAAACAAUCAUGGAGAUCUUGCUACUGUUGAAAAUAGUAGUGAAAGAAAAUUUUUGUGGAAAUGUAUCCUAAAAAAUGGCAAAUUGGAGUCAUACCUCAUAGGAUUAAUUCAGAAUGCUGAUCGACAGUUUAGUUGGAUGGAUGGAAGCCCAGUGCACUAUGCAGCCUGGGCACAGGGUGAGCCCAGCUUUGCAGAUGCUCAAGAAAAUUGUGUGGUCUUAAAUAAAAAGGAUGGCUUGUGGAAUGAUGUCAGCUGUGGAUUUUCAAAUGGCUAUAUCUGUCAGAGGCACAGAAGUUUCAUAAAUGCAACACUUCCUUCAGCAGUACCUUCACCUCCUGGAGGAUGUCCCAAAGGUUGGCUUUUAUUUAAAAAUCAGUCAUCAAGAGUAGUUAUUUUCCACAAACUAUGCAAGAUAAUUCUCUCACAGUGCUACUGGCGUGCCACAGAACAGAGG